Monoraphidium neglectum is the source of this 915-nucleotide messenger RNA. Its product is annotated as DNA polymerase I. Gene Ontology annotation, biological process: DNA replication, Okazaki fragment processing. Gene Ontology annotation, molecular function: DNA binding; 5'-flap endonuclease activity. Lineage: Eukaryota; Viridiplantae; Chlorophyta; Chlorophyceae; Sphaeropleales; Selenastraceae. The record is from RefSeq and is a predicted model, not a curated record. The coding region runs from base 1 to 915 and encodes 304 amino acids. The transcript is spliced from 5 exons.
AUGCUGUCCAGCGGCUUCCUGCGGGUCCUCAACGCCGCCCUGACACUGGAGCAGCCCCAGGCCCUGGCAGUGGCCUUCGACCCGUGGCCGACGCCCGACGGCGCCCCGCCGCCACCGACACCGCAGCAGCAGCAGCAGCAGCAGCAGCAGCAGCAGCAGCAGCAGCAGCAGCAGCAGCAGCAGCAGCAGCAGCAGCAGCAGCAGCAGCAGCCACAGCAGCCUUUGGAAGGGGCCGCCGGGGUCGCGGAUGGGUUGGCAGGCGCCGGCAGGACGAAGGGCGGGGGCAGGGCGGUCGCCGAGGAGUCGGCGCCCAGGAGCGCUGCUGCCAGCGGAUUUGAGGUCGACAUGCGCAACCUGCGGGCCCUGCUGGCCGGCAUGAGGAUCCAGCAGGGCAGCGGCCCGGGCCUGAAGGGGCUCGACAUCAUCGCCUCCGCGGCUGCCGCCGCCGCCGCGGCCGGCUACGAGGUGGUGGUGGUGUCGGGGGACCGCAGGGCCUGGCAGCUCGUGGAUGACGCCCUGGGGGUGCGUGUGCGCACGAUCCCGGCGAUGCCACCGAGCAUGGGGGCCGGGACGGGCAACAUGAUCGAAAUCGGGGGAGCGCAAGUCCUGGCCAAGAUUGGGGCGCCGCCACAGCUGGUCGCCGACUGCCUCGCGCUGGCCGGCAACGACGACCAAAGGGUGCCGAUCCCAGGCAUCCCGGGCAUCGGCCUUGCGACCGCGGCCGGCCUGCUGCAGCACCACGGCUCCAUCCCUGCGCUCCUGGAGCUCGCGGGCGCGGGCGACACGGGCGCGGCGGCGAGGCGGGCGCGCGGGCCUGUCCGGGCGGCGGGGGCGCUGAAGCCGUCGGUGGCCGCGAAGCUGAGGGAUGGCAGGCAGCAGGUGCUGGCGGCUUAUGAGUUGGCAAAGGUCAAGUGA